Messenger RNA from Scylla paramamosain (green mud crab), 1805 nucleotides. RefSeq names its product protein FAM200C-like. Lineage: Eukaryota; Metazoa; Arthropoda; Malacostraca; Decapoda; Portunidae. The record is from RefSeq and is a predicted model, not a curated record.
UAAAAGAAAAGCCAAAGGAGUUCUUCACAGCCAAACUGCAUGAGCUGAAUCGUAUGAAGCUGGACUCAAGCAGUGUUUUUCAUCAAGAAACGUGGAAACUGGUGGAAGCAUCUUACGAGCUGUCACUACUUAUUGCAAAAGCAAAGAAGCCUCACUCUGUGGGGGAGACUCUUGUAAAACCCUGCCUUUUGAGUGCUGCAAAUACUGUGCUUGGGGAAGAAAGCCAAAGAAAGUUAUCAAAGAUUUCCUUAUCAGAUAACACAGCGAAGCGUCGCAUUGACGAACUUUCAGAAGACAUAAAAGAACAAGUUUUGGACAAAAUAAAAGCAUCUCGCUUCUUUGCAAUACAGUGCGAUGAAAGUACUGAUGUUGUUCACCUCUGCCAGCUGCUUGUUUAUUCUCGAUUCGUGGAUGAAGGAACUGUGAAAGAAGAAAUUCUUUUCUCAGCAGCACUGGAGGCAACAGCAAAGGCCAUUGAUGUUUUUUCAAAGGUUGAUGAGUUUUUCCAAGAGCACAGUCUUUCAUGGGAAAAAUUAGUCGGUGUUUGUACUGAUGGUGCCCCAUCAAUGAUAGGAUCUCGCUCUGGAUUUGUGAAGCUGGUGAAAGAAAAAAAUCCUGCUGUAACUGGGACUCACUGUGUUAUCCACAGACAAUCAUUAGCAAGCAAAACUCUGCCUAGUAAUCUACGCAGUUCACUGAAUUUGGCAAUAAAAGUGGUGAAUUUUGUAAAGCAUAGCUCUUUGAAUUCUAGGCUUUUCGCAGCUCUUUGCUCAGAUUUGGGCACUGAUUAUAAGACUCUCCUGUUUCACACCGAAGUCCGCUGGCUUUCCAAGGGAAACAUGCUGAGUCGUCUUUACGAGCUCAAAGAUGAAGUGGAAAUUUUCUUGCAGAAGCAGAAACAAGACAAACUGUAUGAAGCGUUCAGAGAGGAAGACUUUCAGCUCUCACUAGCAUACCUUGUGGACUUUUUUGAGGCUAUCAACAACCUCAAUUUGAAGUUACAAGGAAGAAACACAAACAUCAUUGCACACUCUGAUGUGAUCAGAGCUUUCACCAAAAAAAUUCAUCUUUGGAAACGAAAAGUACAAGUUGGGAACUUUUCAUCGUUCUCACAUCUGAAUGAGCUCUUCACUGAUGUGGAGUUGUUACUGGAAUCACUGCAAGAGGAAGCCAUCAAUUUGAAAUGUGACUCCAGCGCGAAAAGGGACUUUGAAACAAUGAAGUUAGAAGAGUUUUGGGUGAAAUAUCUCCCCAUGUACCCAAAAGUAGGUGAAGAAGCACUUCGUGUGAUUCUUCCCUUUUCUUCUACUUAUCUUUGUGAAGCAGGAUUUUCAGCUCUUGUUGUUCUGAAAACAAAACAGCGCAACCGACUUGAUGUAGAAAAUGACUUGAGUUGUGCGCUGUCAUCCUUCAAUCCUAGAAUUUCUGAUCUUGUGAGGAAGAAGCAGCAGCAUCCAUCUCACUAAAUUAGUUCAUAAAUUUUGCCUUAGUCUCAUGAGUCAUUCCAAAUAUUAUAUGCCAUGUUUUCAAAUUAUUUUUUCUUAAAAUUGCAACUCAAUUUUGCCAAUUUGCUGAUGUUCAAACCUUUUUUUUCGCUCACUUUGAACCAAAUGUUUCCUUUUUAGUUACUGGAAUGUAGUAUUAUUUGUUUGAGUGGCUUUCAUUAUUAAAAUGUAAUACAAACAAAUAUGUUUUCCUGAACAAUGCUAAGAAAUAAAUGUAAGAAUCAUCUCAUAUGAAAAAAAAAGAGGCACUGGGGGCGUGCGGGUCUACUGGAAGCAAAAAGGGGGCGUCAGGUAAGAUAG